Trichomonas vaginalis G3 is the source of this 753-nucleotide messenger RNA. Its product is annotated as keratin-associated protein family. NCBI's taxonomy places the organism in Eukaryota, Parabasalia, Trichomonadida, Trichomonadidae. The record is from RefSeq and is a predicted model, not a curated record. Bases 1 to 753 code for a protein of 250 amino acids. The transcript has a single exon.
AUGGCAGAUAUGACAUUGCCUGACCCAGCUCCAGCACCAUAUUAUUAUGACUAUGUAGAUGACGAAGGAACACUACAUGCAGAUGAACAAAAGCAAACAUUAUAUUUAGAUUAUUAUAGAUAUAAAAGAUAUAAUGCAAUAGAAAAAACGAGAAUAGUAUAUUAUUAUAUAGAUGACAGAAAUAAAUAUUAUAGUCAAGAUUUUACCCACCCUGAAAACAUAAGAUUAUAUUAUAAAAAAUAUUCUGACACAAACCAGAAGAAACCUGAAAUAGUUGCACUAUAUUUUAAGUUCAAAAGAGACAAUCCUAUAAUAUCUCAUAUGUUUGAUUUAAUGAACCCAGUAGGUUCUAUUUAUACAUCUAUGGAAGCAAGAGGUCCUCAAGUAAUGUUUGGUGUUGGUGCAUGGGAACAAAUAGUCGACAGGUUUUUGUAUUGUGCAAACUCUUCAAAGGAAACAGGAGGUUCGAAGAAAAUUACUGAAGCAAACCUUCCACCGCACACUCAUACAGGAACUACAAACUUUUCUGGCGACCAUAGUCACUCAUUAAGAGACCAUCCAUUAUACAACUCAGAAUAUUAUGCUGGCAAUGACGUUUUAUCUCCAGAUUAUAACCAUUCAGCAAAAAAGACUUUUCGACCAACUGAACCAGGAGGAAAUCAUACACAUACUUUCACAACAAAUCCAACAGGCUUGGGUAAAGACUACAUGCCACCUUACAUGACAGUUUACGCAUGGUAUAGAAUUGCUUAG